Messenger RNA from Acaromyces ingoldii, 2780 nucleotides. RefSeq lists its product as hypothetical. Gene Ontology annotation, biological process: regulation of DNA-templated transcription elongation; mRNA export from nucleus. The transcript has 3 exons. Gene Ontology annotation, cellular component: THO complex part of transcription export complex. The record is from RefSeq and is a predicted model, not a curated record. The coding region runs from base 96 to 2690 and encodes 864 amino acids. Lineage: Eukaryota; Fungi; Basidiomycota; Exobasidiomycetes; Exobasidiales; Cryptobasidiaceae.
CAACGCCUCGCUCGUCCUCAUCAUUGACGCGAGAAGAACACGAGGCCUGACGAGAGAGAGAGAGAGAAGGAAAGGGGUCGAGAGACGAGGACGAGAUGGCAUCGGAAGCAGUCAAUGAGGUCGGCAGUGUGCUGGUGCCUGCCCUGUUGGAAUGUCUCGAGGUGCUCUCGACGUUGCGCACCUCGCACUCGCACUCGGAUCUCCUUCUUCCUCCCGACCUUGCCGCACAGACAAUAUCGCCCAGGAUCCAAAGUGCAAAAGACGCGAUCCAAUCUAUAGAGGGAAUUGGGAGUGGUGAUGACCUUGUCAAAGAUGAGUGCGGACUCGAGGCGAGGAAGUUUGCUUUCGGCGCCCUGGAUGAAGUGGACGGAGCAGAGCUGUCCAACUCGACAGCAAAGGGGCUCUUCGAUCGUCUGGAUAUCGUCAUUGCGCUCGAGUCUCAUGGCAUCAUCGAUAUGAAUUUGCCACUCCUCAUCCACGAAGAGCUCCUCGAGCGGCUCACGAUCCCCUCGUGCUCUCUUCUCUUCAACUUCAUCGAAUCAAGAGCAGACCAGCUGACAGCAGGCCUGGUGCCUUCCAAGGGCAAGGGCCUCACACUUCUGCGUCUGUGCAACGAUGUCAUUCGGCGUCUUUCCAAGCCCACACGGUCUCACACCAUCUUUGCCGGUCGGGUUCUGAGCCUGCUCAGCGCUGUGCUACCUCUGGGCGAAAGAAGUGGCGUCAACUUGCGGGGCGACUUCAACGUGGACAACAAAACGGUCUGGGAACAAGUGGCAGACAAUGACGAUGAGGUGUCAAGCAAGCAAUCGCCCGAAGCCCAGGCCGAGCAGGAGCCCACCGAGAAGGAUGGCGAAACCGCAGAGGAGGAAGGCGAGAAGCGUAGCAGCCGCGAAGACACCGCCACCGCCUCCUCCGUCAAGGCUGGGGAGGAUCAGCACAAACAAUCGGACGAAGAGCUGCUGGACUCGUUAAACGACCCGCGGUUCUACUCGCUCUUUUGGAAGCAGCAAGACUACUUCUCGAAUCCAUUGCUCCUCUUUUCAGAAGAGCAGCAAGGGGAAGAGAGUGUGGUCGUCUUGCCAAAAGGCUGCGUGGAUCCAGCGCCUGAAGGACAAAAAGGCCCGAUGCGGACUCUUCGACUGGCGACCCGAACAACGCUGAGCCUGUUUGCCGCCGUCGCCCGAAAGGAGAGGGAGCUGGCUGGCAAGGCGGAGAAGGAAGAGGCUGCGAAGCUGGGUGGUAGCUCUGCGCCAUCGACCUCGGAUCUUUCUUCGGCAAAGAGGGGCAAUCGGGGCGCGAAGCGGGGUUCGAAGCGGAAGGCCAGCGAAGACAACAUGGACGUCGACGACAACGAGGCGGUCGAAGUCAAGAACGACGGCGAUGACGACUACUUUCCCAAGUACCUGACGGGGAGAAACCUGCUCGAAUACGAGGUUCGAGACGAGAAAUUCCGUCGACACGUCCUGGUUCAAUACCUCAUUCUCUUCCAGUAUCUGCUGGGCUUCACAGCUGCGCAGCGCGAAAAGGCAGCCGGCUGGAAAAACCAGGCGCUGGCCACCUCGACGGCAUUUGUGCUCGACGAGGCCGACGACCGGUGGCUGAGGGACACCUGGAAAGAGAUUGUACAGCAGCUGAAGCAGACGCAUUCAUCCUCGUCGUCUUCGUCUCCUGCCGGCCAUAAGACGACGAUCGCGACGACAAUGACAGAGGAAGGCAGACUGUUCUCGGACUCGGUGUUGCAGGUGCUUCGCCGAGAGCAGCGAUGGCUGAGCUGGAAAGUAGACAGCUGUCCUCCUAUCGACAAGGCUGGCCUGACGCUUGAGCAAAUCGACCGUUUCAUCGGCAAUGACACGCUCCGGGCUACGCUGAGGGUGCUCCGCCCCUUUCCACACAAGGUCGGCACGGCCGCCCUGUCGAAUUUGUGGGAAGAUGGCGUCAAGAGACCAGAGCCAAGCAAGCGGACGAUGGAGGACGCCGAAGGCAACGAGGUCCAGGUUGACGUCGACGGGCUGGACGACCUUGAGUGGCCGCCGACGAUUCCUUCGCUGGAGCAGUAUGCGGACCGGAUCAAGUCACUGGAGGCAAAGAUGGAGUCCAGACGGCAGGACCUGGGAUUCGAAGCGCCCGCCAAGAUCAAGGCGCUGGGCCUCCAGAUUGGCGCCGAGGUGCGAGAGGCCGAGGUGAAGCGCCUGAAGCGCGAGGCCGAGGACGAGAGCUUGGCAGAGUGGAACGACCAGAGGGCGGGCUUGAGCUGGAAGGCGAUGAGGCUUGCGAGAAAUGCCCAUGUGGCCCAGUUCGCAAAGGUCAAGGUCGACGAUGUCCUGGCCAUCUACAGAAAGGAGGAGGAGGUACCAGCAGCAGAGAAGGAGAAGAAGGAGGGUGACGUGGCGAUGAAGAGCGUGGCGGAGGUGGUGGCGCCUAAUGAAGCGACUGCUGCUACCACUUCAUCUGGGGAGGCGGAGACCGUGACAUCGGAAGCGCCAACGGACGGAAAAGAAAGUAUGCAGGAGGGCGAAAAGGCAGAGAGCGGCACUGCCGAGGGCGGCGAGAAAACAGACCAUGCAGCGCCAGAAGCGGCACCGACAGAACCGCAAUCGACCAAUGACGAGGACACACCAAUGCAGCCAGCCGCAGAGACGGCAACAACGGCAACGACAACGAGCACACGACAGGAGCAUAGAUUGGGGUAACGUGACCACCACCUCUUCUCCCGAACUUUAUUCAUCCCACGGAUUUAUGUACUUUAGAAGACGAUCAAGAAUGUGUGAGUUAAAAGAGAG